AUGAUUGAAGAACGGCAGGGACCAACUAUAGAUGUCCGGUUUAGGGAGGUGUCCGCCUCAUUAUAAGGAGACAAAGAAAAUGACUGAAGAACGGGAGCAACCAACUUGAGGUAUCCUUUUUAGGAAGGUGACCGCCUUAUGCAGGGUAAAUAAAAUGAUCAACUCGAGGUGUCCUUUUUAGGGAGGUGUCCGUCUUAUAGAGACACAAAUAAAAUGUCUAAAGAACGGCAGGGACCGACUUAGGUGUCCGGUUUCAAUAGGUAGGUGUCGGCUGAUCGCCUCAUAGAGAAUCCAUGAAAGUGACCGACUUAAGGUGUCCGUUUUAGGGAGGUGUCCUUCUGAACGAUGCAAAGAAAAUGACUGAAGAACAGCAGGAACCAACUCUAGGUGAACGUUUUAGAAAGCGUUGCAUCUUAAUCAGAGUUGCCCGUUAUUUUUUUUAUAUUUUAUUUUUAGAGCUACCCGUUAGAAAGGAGGUGCCUUUGGAUUAACGGAACUGGCGAAAGUGAAUCCAGAAACUCAGAGGAAGAAGGCUUACCAAUAGUGACACAAGAGUGGGUGUUUGGCCAUUAUUGUAGCUCAUCAGAACGGCGUAACAAACAUAGAAGCUCCGCUGAGGAAAUACGCGCACAGAUCAUUGCUCAGUGUUUGUUACACUUUUCUAACUGUGUCGCCCCUGGUCAAUCGGCUCCUGCCCAUGUAAGGUAAUCUGGAAUCCGGGAAUAUUUUGCCUGGCUUUGGAAUCCAGAAUUCAUGAUCAGCUCAAGGAAUCUGGAAUCUCGCUAACGAUUGGAAUCCGGAAUCCAGUACAUCAAGUCCGAAAUCCGCAGCGUGGAAUCCAGAAUUUAAGACUGUCUUUGAUUACCUUACUCGCGACGAAACUGUAGAAUGACAAGGAAAGCUUAACUCUGAUUAUUAAUAAGUUGGAUAGUCAAAAACAGCUCUGUUUGUUAGAUUAAUCGCUUUACUAUCCAACCGGUUGCAUUAGAGAGGUAUAAUUGUGAACUUCUGAGGUAGCCUGAAAACUCCAAAAAGUGGUCGGUAGACCCAAUGACAGGGUUGUUGGAUUAACGAGGUCGUAGAGUAAGGAAAUGAAAGGACUCAGGCCAGAAUAAACUACUGGUGUUUGAAAGCACAAUAUUAACCAGUUGGUGGUAUUAACCCUUAAAAUCCCGGAGGGGGACCAACAUAAAUUUUCUCCUAAGAGUAUUAUAUAAAAUCAAUAUUAAAUGUAAUGAGAAUUAAUAAAAAAGUCGCAAAAGGAAAAUACCUUGAUCUUUUUUACAAAUUCUCUUACUUAAUUUGAAGGAAAUGUAUGGAGAUUAGCCUGGAGAUUUUUUUUAAUGGAUAUUGAGUCUUAAAAGGUUAAUGAAGUGGUUACAUGGUAGAAGUCUAUGAAGAUUUGCUGGUAGUAGGACACGGUUCAUUUGCACCGCAUGUAUGGCAAAAUAAACCUAGUGUUGGGACUAUAACCCCUCGAAAAUUUGUUAUAGGCAUUUUGGGGAACUCGUCUUUUAAGAUCUUCAUUAUUUGUUGCAAGGAGGAGAGCGACUAUGCACUUGAGUUUAGAAUCCCGGCUACCAGAGGUUUUUUGUUCGCUUUGAAGCUUUUCAGGUUGACAAGGCAAAGAGGAGUGAGAAUUUCCGGGUGUGGCACUCUGUCCAACAAUAAGCUCCCGCAAAAAUAACCCCUUCUUAAGUAAAAUGCAACCUUUAAAAUCCUUUGAACUGUUUGAAUUUAAUCUAAGGGUUCAGGAAGCUAAAAAUAACACGGAUUUUUUUUCUGCUUAGAUCCUGUUUUGCGGAGAUGCAAAGCCAACAGUUUAUGAAUGAUAUUUAUGUCAGUUUCAGG
Porites evermanni is the source of this 1851-nucleotide messenger RNA. Lineage: Eukaryota; Metazoa; Cnidaria; Anthozoa; Scleractinia; Poritidae. The record is from the annotation of a GenBank genome assembly.